This is a messenger RNA of Engraulis encrasicolus (European anchovy), 1535 nucleotides long. It is a transcript of the gene elp6, whose product is annotated as elongator acetyltransferase complex subunit 6. The coding region runs from base 348 to 1178 and encodes 276 amino acids. Gene Ontology annotation, cellular component: elongator holoenzyme complex. Lineage: Eukaryota; Metazoa; Chordata; Actinopteri; Clupeiformes; Engraulidae. The record is from RefSeq and is a predicted model, not a curated record. Gene Ontology annotation, biological process: tRNA wobble uridine modification. The transcript is spliced from 8 exons.
CAUAUGCCAUGCCUUCAGCUGUGGACCUGUGGUAGUUGUGUGUCUGUUGUUAACAGAUUUACAGAGUGUUUUAUGUAGACCUCAAAACUAGAGGACUUACAUCAAACUAACCCGUUUACAGUGCUUGUUAUUUAAAACUGGAAAGUCUCGGAAAGGAAGCGGCUAUCUAUCCAAAAGCCUUCAGCAGUCAGUUAGCAGAUGCUAACCCAUCACUGACAGCUAACGUCAGCAAUGAUGCUGACAAUUUACUUUUUGCAGGAAGGUUAUUCAGCCAGGAACAUUGUCUGCGGGGUAGACAGUUUAGUUUUACAGAAAGUAGGCCUGCAAAGAAAAGAUCUUCAGUCAUCAUGUUUACCGACCUCAACAGCAUCCUCAAUGCCAGCCCGGAUAAUUUCAAGCAGGGAGAGUUCGUUCUCAUAUUAGACCGAAAGGCUGAUGCUUCAUUUUUGGUGCAUCAUUUUCUAUCAUUUUACUUAAGAGCUGGCUGUAAGGUUUGUUUCCUUGGGCUUGUGCAGUCCUUCAGUCAUUACAGUGCUGUCAGUCAAAGACUGGGUGUGAGCUUGACACAGGCAAAGGAAAAAGGCCAGCUUGUUUUUCUGGAAGGACUGAAGGACUGUCUUGGAAUCCUGUUACCCGGAGGAACAAAACCUGAAUGCCCCACUUUAGACUUUUUCAGUCCUCAGUGUUUGGACCUGAGAGGCCUGUUUGAGUUUGUGCUGAGCUCCCUGGGUCCAGGGGGGGGCGCUGCAGGCCAAGGGGACUGUGGGCCAGACUCUCCUGCGAGGCCCCCGGUGCUGAUAGUGGAUGACCUGAGCGUCCUCCUCAGCCUGGGUGUGAGUGCCGGAGCCGUGCUGGACUUCGCUCACUACUGCAAGGCUCACGUCUGCCAUGAGCUGAAGGGGAGUGCGGUGGUGCUGGUGAGGUGUGAGGAGGAGGAGGAAGAGGAGGGUGAAGAGGAAGGCUGUGAGAUGCUGCUGAAGGGGCUGACGCACCAGAGCACUCUGGCUCUGCAGGUGCAGGGGCUGCCCACCGGCUACUGCAGGGACAUCCACGGACAGGUGGACAUUUGGUGGCGCGGUCAAAGCCAGCAGCAGAACCAAAGAAAAGUCUUUCAGUACAAAGUCCAAGACAAGGGUGCAUCGUUCUUCGCACGUGGGACCUCCAGUGCUGUCCUCUGAUGCUAUUGUGUCCAGCAUCUAUGUCCAUAUCAGUCCAUGUGGCAGAUACAAAGCAUAGCGACUGCAGCGCCCUCAACACAAAUAAUGGACUGUAUUGUCAUGUUGUCAUGGCAUCAACAUCAACACCAACACAGCAGAUCACACUUCAAAUAAAUUAUGAGUACUAAACAUUGGUUGAGCUUUUUACUCUUGGUUUACUUGACUUUUUAUGUUCAUCAUUAAAUUAUGAUUUCAUGAAAUUAUUUUCACUGGUUUACACAAUUAAAGUCCAUGGCUUUUCUCACAGCAGUACCACUACUACUGUACCUUGCUUUGAUGCAGCAUUGGAAUGUUCAGGAAUAAACUUUUUGUAUCUUU